Messenger RNA from Batrachochytrium dendrobatidis JAM81, 1155 nucleotides. RefSeq lists its product as uncharacterized. The transcript has 5 exons. Gene Ontology annotation, biological process: proteolysis. Gene Ontology annotation, molecular function: aspartic-type endopeptidase activity. The record is from RefSeq and is a predicted model, not a curated record. Lineage: Eukaryota; Fungi; Chytridiomycota; Chytridiomycetes; Rhizophydiales. Bases 1 to 1155 code for a protein of 384 amino acids.
AUGCUGAUUACUCUAGAAUGCAUUCUACUUGCGUUACAAGCGGUUGCUGCAGUUCGACUUGCAUUAGAAUCACCUUUUGAAAGUGCCAGUCCAUCAAACAAUAGACUGUCAAAACGAUCACCUGUUGAAUUGGGUGGUGUGGUACCACUUCCUAGUUCAAGCAACGAUAUAGGCUUGGCUCCAGAAAGUACUCCAAGUGGGGAACCCGUUACUAUAAAGUACAAGGGCGAAGAGUAUAAUGGAGUUACAUCCACAGCCACUGUGACAAUUCCGGGUACUAGUAUAACUGACAUCAAUUUACCAGUGCUAGCAGUUGAAAAACAAUCGGCAGAUUCGGUUGGUAUCAAUCCAAAUCUUGAUGGAAUAUUUGGGUUUGCCUAUCCCUUGUUAUCAAAUCAACAUCCACAAGUCACUGCAAUGGAUGCUUUGUAUAAUGGUGGUGCCAUUCCCAGUAACGAGGUUAGUCUUCAAUUGUGUCAGUAUGACAUGUUGCAUGAAAGUUUCAUCAAUAUAGGAAACACGGAAAUAACUCCAAAAUGCGGGACAGAUGGAAAAAGUGUUGCAUGGGUACAAUCACCAACAAACAAUCAGUUUAGUAUCAACAUCAAGAUUUUGCCUGAAAAACUCGUGGCUACGUUGAUCAAUGCUAUUCUUGAUAGCAAUGCGAUCACUUCUAAAAACAUAUUACUUAGGCGCAAACUCGACAAAGAAAAGGUUAAAAAAAAACUACAAGCAAAUUCUCCAAUGUUCAAAUACAACUACAAUAUCAAGUGGGAAAAGCUGCCAACGGUUUCAAUCGUCAUGUUUGCUCAAACCCCCGUAACUUAUGACAAUAGCAACUCCGUUGUAACGAUCAAACUGGGUCCUAGAGACUAUAUGUGGAAAUAUGAUUCUGAAAAAUUUAGAUUUUCUAUAAAAGCUGGUUCAAAUGACAAAGCAGCUCUUGAUAUACCAUUUAUGAGCCAACUUGCAGUCACAUUUGAUCGAACACAUAAACGCAUUGGGUUUGGUCCUGGAUGUGGAUGCGAAACUGCAACCAGCGAAUAUCCUACUAUUUCAAACAGUGAUCGAGUACUCUGGCCAUUAACACAAUUGACUGAACAACCAAGUACUUCAGGUUCAGAUGGUGCAUUUAUUCGCAAAAGGAAACCAUAA